GCGCGGCAGGGUCAGCUGAGUGACAGUCACGGGACUACGACCAGCUCUGUCUGGCUUCCCGGAGGAGAAGGAAGGAUGAGCGGGGGUCUCCAAGUGUGGCAGGACAUGGAAAAGGAGCGAGAGGCUAUGCAGACCUGGAAAGAGCGCGUGGAGCAGGAACUGGACCGCGUGGUGGCUUUCUGGACGGAGCACUCUCACGACCAGGAGCAUGGGGGUUUCUUCACGUGUCUUGGUCGAGAUGGGCAGGUGUACGAUGACCUCAAGUAUGUUUGGCUGCAGGGGAGGCAGGUGUGGAUGUAUUGUCGCCUAUACCGAAAACUUGAGCGAUUCCGCAGCCCUGAACUUCUGGAUUCCGCCAAAGCAGGUGGCGAAUUUUUGCUGCGUUAUGCCCGAGUGGCACCUCCUGGAAAGAAGUGUGCCUUUGUGCUGACGCGGGACGGCCGCCCGGUCAAGGUGCAGCGGACCAUCUUCAGCGAGUGUUUCUACACCAUGGCCAUGAACGAGCUGUGGCGGGUGACUGGGGAAGCGCGUUACCAGAAGGAAGCGGUGGAGAUGAUGGAGCAGAUCGCGUGCUGGGUGCGGGAGGACCCAUCGGGGCUGGGCCGUCCGCACCUCCCCGGGGCCCCAGCCUCCGAGUCCAUGGCAGUGCCCAUGAUGCUGCUCAACCUUGUGGACCAGCUCGGGGAGGCGGACGAGGAGCUGGCAGGCAACUACGUGGAGCUGGGGGACUGGUGUGUCCAGAGGAUUCUGCAGCACGUCCAGAGGGAUGGACAGGCUGUGCUGGAGAAUGUGUCCGAGGACGGUGAGGAGCUUUCUGGCUGCCUGGGGAGGCACCAGAACCCAGGCCACGCGCUGGAAGCUGGCUGGUUCCUGCUCCGUCACGCCGUCAGGAAGGGUGACCCCAAGCUCCGAGCCCACGUUAUCAACAAGUUCCUGUUGCUGCCCUUCCGCUCUGGCUGGGACCCUGACCACGGAGGCCUCUUCUACUUCCAGGAUGCUGACGGCCUCUGCCCCACCCAGCUGGAGUGGGCCAUGAAGCUCUGGUGGCCACACAGCGAAGCCAUGAUCGCCUUCCUCAUGGGCUACAGUGACAGCGGGGACCCUGCCUUGCUGCAUCUCUUCUACCAGGUGGCUGAGUACACCUUCCGCCAGUUUCGGGAUCCUGAGUACGGGGAAUGGUUCGGCUACUUGAACCAAGAGGGGAAAGUCGCUCUCACCAUCAAAGGGGGUCCUUUCAAAGGCUGCUUCCAUGUGCCGAGGUGCCUCGCCAUGUGCGAGGAGAUGCUGGGCGCCCUGCUGAGCCACCCAGCUCCAGCCCCGGCUCCAGCCCCAGCCCCGGCCCGGCCGCCUCGGCUUCGCUUUGGAGCGCGGCGGCAGCUGACUGCGCGUUUACGACCCGCUGGGAACCGCGUGCCCCGCCGCCGUUAUGAACAUCCGCAAUGCGAGGCCGGAGGACCUCAUGAACAUGCAACACUGCAACCUCCUGUGCCUGCCCGAGAACUACCAGAUGAAAUACUACUUCUACCACGGCCUCUCCUGGCCGCAGCUCUCUUACAUCGCUGAGGAUGAGAAUGGGAAGAUUGUGGGGUACGUCCUGGCCAAAAUGGAGGAGGAUCCAGAUGAUGUGCCCCAUGGACAUAUCACGUCGCUGGCUGUGAAGCGUUCCCACCGGCGCCUCGGCCUGGCUCAGAAGCUGAUGGACCAGGCCUCGCGAGCCAUGAUCGAGAACUUCAAUGCCAAAUACGUAUCCCUGCACGUCAGGAAGAGUAACCGGGCCGCCUUGCACCUCUAUUCCAACACUCUCAACUUUCAGAUCAGUGAAGUGGAGCCCAAGUACUACGCGGAUGGGGAAGACGCGUACGCCAUGAAGCGGGACCUCACUCAGAUGGCUGACGAGCUGAGGCGGCACCUGGAGCUGAAGGAGAAGGGCAGGCACGUGGUGCUGGGCUCCAUCGAGAACAAGGUGGAAAGCCGGGGCAACUCACUUCCAAGCUCGGGAGAGGCCUGUCGUGAGGAGAAGGGCCUGGCUGCUGAGGAUAGCGGUGGGGACAGCAAGGAUCUCAGCGAGGUCAGCGAGACCACAGAGAGCACCGACGUCAAGGACAGCUCAGAGGCCUCUGACUCCGCCUCCUAGAGCCUGCACUUGCUCCUC
Molecule: messenger RNA, 2152 nt
Organism: Enhydra lutris kenyoni (northern sea otter)
Lineage: Eukaryota; Metazoa; Chordata; Mammalia; Carnivora; Mustelidae
Gene: RENBP
Product: renin binding protein
Exons: 19
Coding region: 76-1563 (495 amino acids)
Biological process (GO): N-acetylglucosamine metabolic process; N-acetylmannosamine metabolic process; carbohydrate metabolic process
Molecular function (GO): peptidase inhibitor activity; N-acylglucosamine 2-epimerase activity
Source: RefSeq, a predicted model, not a curated record